AUGUCCGUUUCCAAGACAUCCGAGUAUCUGUUGAGGCAACACCCGCUGCAGCGACUUCCAAGUCCUGAUCGAGGGACGUCUGCAUUGGUUCAUUUGCUUGGAUUAGCCAGUUUCCUCUCCUCUUUCAAAUUUCUCAUCGAGAACCCGAACAAUGCCUCUGAGGGAUUUGGCUGGCACUUUGUUUUCUUGACUAUCAUUGGUCUUGCAUUGUCAACAUGCACGUUUACCGUCGGUCUGUUAGCAGACGUUACUCUCUCGCGCCGACUCUUCUUGUUGAAGAAUAUCCUGUCGGUAUGCAGUGCGCCUUUGGAGGUCCUGAUCAGCGUUUUAUACUGGGGCCUCAGGUCGAUUGAUCCUAAUCUGGUGGUUCCGCCUGAUGAACUGCACAUCCCAUUCCACGUAGACCUAGGCUUCCACCUCGUUCCCAGCGUAGUGAUGCUCGUCGACAUCCUGUUCCUCUCGCCCCCCUGGACCAUCACAGCCCUCCCCUCGAUGGCUCUAUCCAGUUGCAUCGCCUUCGGAUAUUGGUUUUGGAUUGAAAAAUGCUACUCUGUUAAUGGAUGCAAGAUGCAUGCCUCGGUCGCCAGCGCUUCUAUUCGCAGUGUCAUGCUGUCGGGAGGCUCUCGCUUUUCCUGCUGCCUCACCCCGUUCCAUUUAACCGGAUCCUCGACCGCGGCGGCGCCUCAACAGGUCAUCAAGCGAGGCGUUAGCCAAUUCUCGACGAAAUGCUCCGCAUCGACUCAGUCGCCUUCAAUAACCAGCUUUGCGCGAGCGAACCGAGUCACAUCCCACAAGGAGACAAAAACCACAAGUUCACAAUUCAUCAUCACAUCUCUUAGACGGAGCUUUAGCAGUUCUGCUGGUCUUUGCGCGACACCACCACCGUCGUCGAAAACCGGCAAUGCGGCUUUACUUGACUGGAAUACAUUCUUCAAAUUGCGUGCCUCCCGCCGACGCUACUCGCUCAUUUCCUCGGUUCUAGCGUCCCUCGCUAGCACAGCUGUUGGCGUGCAGGUGCUCUCCGCUCAGGAUCUCGACACACUCGGCGCACAAGUCAUGGGACUAGAUCCUUUCAUUGUUUUGGGUCUUGCCACAGCUGCUUGUGGUGCAUUGGGAUGGCUAAUUGGCCCGAUUCUGGGAAACACGGUUUGGGGUCUGGUGCAUAGACAGUAUCGAGGUGGUAUCGCUAUUAAAGAGAAAGAAUUCUUCAACCGUAUCAAGCGCUUCCGUGUUGAUCCAUCUGCUAACUCGAUUGCGAACCCGGUUCCCGAUUACUAUGGCGAGAAGAUUGGGAGCGUGCAGGGUUACCGUCAGUGGUUGAAGGAUCAGCGGGCUUACAACAGGAAGAAGUCGAGACACAUUAUUUAA
This is a messenger RNA of Talaromyces amestolkiae, 1368 nucleotides long. RefSeq lists its product as uncharacterized. The record is from RefSeq and is a predicted model, not a curated record. Lineage: Eukaryota; Fungi; Ascomycota; Eurotiomycetes; Eurotiales; Trichocomaceae. Bases 1 to 1368 code for a protein of 455 amino acids. Gene Ontology annotation, cellular component: membrane; PAM complex, Tim23 associated import motor. The transcript has 8 exons. Gene Ontology annotation, biological process: protein import into mitochondrial matrix.